GGAAGGCGGAGGUAUAAAAAAAAAUAAAAAGUCCAUUUUUUUUUGCCAUCGAACUCGAGCGGGUUUGUUUUCGUCCAUCGAACUGUGAAACCAGAAAUAUUUGAAUAUGGAACUGUGUAAACCGGUUAAACAUGACCACUAAGCUGGUUUUGCUCCGUUUUGACUGGUUUUGACCGCCACACUGGAUCCAGUCGCCACAUCACCGUGCUGACUCAGCAAUAGGCCCACACGUCAGGUCGCCUCCGCCCUUAUCUAUCCACGGACGGCUGCGUGCGGCUGUAAAGCGGCGGCGCUAGGGUUAGAGAGGAGGUGGAGACUUCGCAGCCGGAGUGGAGGACUGCGGCGUGGAGCGGCGGCGCUAGGGUUAGAGAGGAGGCGGGGACUGAGUGCGGCGUUGGAGUGGAGUAGGUGGGGACUGAGCGGCAUGGCAAGCUCGUGGAGCUCCAGCAGCUCGAUGGAUCCGGGAGGAAGAAGGGGGGAGGGAUCAUCCGCUCCCAUCCCGUACAGGGAGGGGCCUCUGGAGUACUCGCCGCCGACGAUGUGCAAGUGCUUGAAGAAGGCGGCGCGGUGGAUUUCUUGGAGCAACGAUAACCCAGGCCGAUGUUACUUCACGUGUUAUCAUCGCCGGGAGGGCGGAUGCAACUUUUGGUGCUGGUUUGAUCCACGACCUUCUCCAUUCCUCCGCGAGCUGCUUGUGGAUUUACGUGACACGGUAUGGGCAUUGAAGAGGCAAAACAAAGAGUUGAUGAACCAGCUUGCUGAUGCAGCAGUGACGGUCGAGGAACACAAGGGAGAGGUUACUGUAUUGAGAGCAGAGAUGGAAGCACUUGCAAAAGAAAAGGAAGAAGGGAGUGAUGUUCUAAGGAUUAGACUUUCCAGAGUGGAGAAGGAAUUAGCAGUGUACAAGGUCAUGGUGAAGUGUUGUGUUGUUUUUGUGCUAGGAAUAGUUAUGAACAAGUGGUUGCUCGGUUGAGAAAUUAGAUGUGGUCAAGUGAUUGGCAUGUAACCAAUGUUCAGCAUCUUGUUUGUAAGAUGGUUGCACCUAAAUCAUUAUGAAUGAAGUUGUACAUUAUUUUCUUAUGAAAUGGAUACAAUAUUCCUAGGAAUUCCAUAUUCGUACAUGUUAAUGGAGAUUGAUACUUGAGUUGCACAUAAAUCAUUGGAAACACACAUUGUCAAGUUCAAACACAACUAAAAAUCAAGUUCACACAGAGCUGAAAACCAAGUUCACAGACACAGAAUUUAGGACCCAACAACUAAAGUUCCCACAGGUAGUAGCCAUUAGUUUGGCAUUACAACUGAGAUUAACCAACACACAACUAAGAUUAAAGUUGACACACACAAUGCAUGGUACUUCAGUCAGCUUCACUAGGACCUUUGAGAAGUAAUUUUGGGGCUGCUGCUGAUCUUCUCACUUGAAGCUUCUUCCUGGUAGG
Messenger RNA from Panicum virgatum (switchgrass), 1436 nucleotides. RefSeq lists its product as uncharacterized. The transcript has 2 exons. The record is from RefSeq and is a predicted model, not a curated record. Lineage: Eukaryota; Viridiplantae; Streptophyta; Magnoliopsida; Poales; Poaceae. Bases 425 to 973 code for a protein of 182 amino acids.